Xenopus laevis (African clawed frog) is the source of this 1683-nucleotide messenger RNA. It is a transcript of the gene carm1.L, whose product is annotated as coactivator associated arginine methyltransferase 1 pseudogene 1 L homeolog. NCBI's taxonomy places the organism in Eukaryota, Metazoa, Chordata, Amphibia, Anura, Pipidae. The record is from RefSeq and is marked provisional.
UUUCCAGCUGAAAACGUCUGUGUGUUUAAAUGCACCAUCACACGAGAUACGGAGUGCAGCCGCGUGGGCAAGCAGUCUUUUAUUGUCACCCUGGGCUGUAACAGUGUCCUAGUCCAGUUUGCCACACCAGCAGAUUUCUGCUCAUUUUACAACAUUAUAAAGAGCUGCCGAUGUCCGGACUCAGAGAAGAGCGUGUUCAGCGAGCGGACGGAAGAGUCGUCGGCGGUACAGUACUUCCAGUUUUACGGGUAUCUCUCUCAGCAGCAGAACAUGAUGCAGGACUAUGUGAGAACAGGGACGUACCAGAGAGCCAUCCUGCAGAACCACACGGACUUCAAAGACAAGGUUGUCCUGGACGUUGGCUGUGGCUCAGGAAUCCUCUCCUUCUUUGCAGUCCAGGCUGGAGCCCGCAAGGUGUAUGCGGUGGAGGCCAGCUCUAUGGCACAACAUGCUGAGCUGCUGGUGAAAAGCAACAAUCUGACCAACCGCAUUGUGGUCAUUCCAGGGAAGGUGGAGGAGAUCUCCCUCGCAGAGCAGGUGGAUAUGAUCAUCUCUGAGCCAAUGGGAUACAUGUUGUUCAACGAGCGCAUGCUGGAGAGUUACCUACAUGCAAAGAAGUUUCUCAAACCUAAUGGGAACAUGUUUCCUACAAUAGGAGAUGUGCACUUGGCCCCAUUCACAGAUGAGCAGCUUUAUAUGGAACAGUUUACAAAGGCCAAUUUCUGGUAUCAGCCGUCGUUCCAUGGAGUCGAUCUCUCUGCUCUGCGAGGGGCCGCGGUGGACGAGUAUUUCAAACAGCCAAUCGUGGACACCUUCGAUAUCCGGAUCCUGAUGGCCAAAUCUGUCAAGUACACAGUCAAUUUCCUCGAUGCCAAAGAGGCGGAUCUGCACAGGAUAGAGAUCCCUUUCUCCUUCCACAUGCUUCACUCCGGCCUGGUGCACGGUUUAGCUUUCUGGUUUGACGUGGCCUUUAUUGGAUCCAUAAUGACCGUCUGGCUCUCUACAGCCCCGACCGAGCCUCUCACUCACUGGUACCAGGUCCGUUGUCUCCUGCAGUCGCCGCUAUUCACCAAAGCCGGGGACACUUUAACUGGCACCGCCCUGCUUAUUGCCAACAAGAGGCAGAGUUAUGAUAUCAGUAUUGUUGCUCAGGUGGAUCAGACUGGUUCCAAAUCAAGUAACCUGCUGGAUCUGAAGAACCCCUUCUUUAGGUACACUGGCUCCACGCCGUCUCCUCCUCCCGGCUCCCAUUAUUCCUCCCCUUCGGAGAACAUGUGGAACACAGGAGGGGCAUAUACAAUGAACACAGGAAUGGGCAUGGGAGGAAUGCCCACGGCCUAUGAUCUCAGCAGUGUUAUAGGUGGAAGCUCAGGCAUCAGCCACAGUAACCUCAUCCCUCUAGGUGAGCCUCCUGCAGUCUCCUGCCCUCCUGCACCGCUGCACUCGGAGCCCCAAGACCUGACACUCGGAACCUCCACAAACACGGGGAUUGUCAAUCACACUCACUCCAGGAUGGGAUCGAUCAUGAGUACGGGCAUAGUGCAAGGAUCUGCAGGAGGACAGGCUGCUUCCAAUACCUCCAGCCACUACCCCAUCAACAACCAGUUUACCAUGGGAGGCCCUGCUAUCUCCAUGGCUUCUCCCAUGUCUAUCACCACCAACACAAUGCAUUAUGGGAGUUAA